AUGGCUACGUCAGCUGGCAAUACCAGCGACAAAGACGACGCCAUUACCAUGGCCUCACCUUCUCUCAACGCCGCCACCCCAACCCCGGCGGCACCCACCCUCAACACCUCCAAACCCCUUCCUCCUCGUCCCGGGACGACAAAGACUGCGGCGACCAAAUUCGCCGCCAGCACCACUCCCAAGACCAGCACCCCCCUCCCCUCCGUCUCGGCUGCCCCCAAGAUCAAGAUCAAAACCAAACCGGGCGCCAGCAUCUACAGCAAGCCCCUCAUGCUGACCACCUACGACAAAUACGUCCUGGGCUUCAGCAUGACCCACCUCUGGCGGUGCCCCUCCUCCGCCGUUCUCGUGCCUUUCUUCCGCCAGAACUUUCGGGCCGGGAAGCACCUGGACAUGGGGUGGGGACGGGUUUCUUCACUUGCUAAGGACGAGGAUCUCAUGCCACUGGAGAGGGACCCGGAUAGGAAACUGGUCCAGCCCAGGGUUGACAUCACGCUGAUGGAUUUGAAUGGCAAGGCGCUUGAGAUGGCUAGAAAGAGGGUUAUGGGGGUUGUUGACAAGUGGAAAGCGAGGGUUAACGUGAGGGACGAAAACGGUAACGGCAAAACCGGAAAGGGCAAGAGCGGAAAGGGUAAAAACGGUAACGGCAAAAGUGCCCCUGCCGACAACAUGAACAACAUGCCCAUCCUCGGCAAGCCAGCCCGACCGAAAGCCAACGUGUCCAUCAGCGUCACCACCAUCCAAGCCGACGUGCUGGACGAGUCACUCACACUUACCGGACCCGGCGGCAGCAAGCUUUUUUCCGACGGUCCUGACAUGGACACGGAUUUCGACUCUGCCUCAAACUCGGAUGGAACCUCCAGAUCCAAAUCCACCAUCUCGAGACACUCUUUCCAAUCCGUCAGCAUGUUCAACCUCCUUCACUGUCUUCCCUCUGCUCCUUCUUCCGACCCCGAAGAUCCGCAUGGUAGCCACGGCCAAGAAAUUAAAAACCGCACCUUCAAACUCGCAGCCGAGUGUCUAGCCGAUGACGGAGUCCUAGCUGGUUGCACGAUCCUAGGUCGGAAGUACAUUUCAGGUGGCUCUUCAUCCAUGUCUCGCCCGAGUUCGUCCGGCACGGGAUCGGGAUCGGGAUCGGGAGUAAAGAAAAACGGAAAGAUCAAGGGUGCUCAAGCUGUACAUGGACGUACAACAACUGGAAAGAAACCGUCGGCUUGGAGCAGAGGCAUGACGUGGUCAGUCAUGAAGUGUUACAAUGCGACUGGAGUAUUUGGAAACUGGGCAGAUGAGCGGGAGAUGUUUGAGAGGGGAUUGAGAGAGAAUUUCGAGUUUGUGGAGACGCGUUUGGUGGGUUGUAUGUUGCUUUUUAAUGCGAAGGGGCCGAAGAGGGGUGUGGAUGUGGAUGUUGACGUGGAGUGA
Messenger RNA from Sordaria macrospora k-hell, 1419 nucleotides. RefSeq lists its product as uncharacterized. The record is from RefSeq and is a predicted model, not a curated record. NCBI's taxonomy places the organism in Eukaryota, Fungi, Ascomycota, Sordariomycetes, Sordariales, Sordariaceae.